Prorocentrum cordatum is the source of this 1431-nucleotide messenger RNA. NCBI's taxonomy places the organism in Eukaryota, Dinophyceae, Prorocentrales, Prorocentraceae. The record is from the annotation of a GenBank genome assembly.
AUGAUCGCACAUGAUUCCCAGACCUUCGUGCGCACGCAGGCUGCGUUGAAGUACGUUCGGACCAACAUAGAGGCUGGUGUCCCGCGUGAGGCGGUCGCUGCGGCCGCUCAAGGUGCGUUGACUCGACUGUUCGCGUCUGUUCCUUCGCUCGACUUCUCCGAGGCUGGCCCCAUCAUCGAAGCAAUCAACAACAGUGAUCUGGAUGGCGAGAUGAAGACUGGCUUGAUCGACCUUGUGAACAGCAAGGUUGGGGGCUCUCUCAGCGGCGGCGGCCGUCGGACAGACAACCAGGUAAACUACUACGUGCAGCGCCAGCUCACCACCGACGACUGGAACAAGCUCAUGGAUAAGAACGUCUCGGUCCAGCUGAAAAUUUUAACGGUUGUCAACCGUAUGGAGUCGAUCGGUUGCGUGUUCCCGUCCGAGCACACGAUGACUCACAUCGUGGGAUUGAUCACUCUGGCUUCGUCACCGCCUGGGGCCCGUGACAUUGGGGUCUUGCUGCAGAACGCGUGGCAGAUGUUGCAGGACGUCAAAUUGGCCUUCAGACGCACUCGCACUCGGGUCAGGUUGCCGCACCACGGAGCCAUCGCCGAGUACCCUUCGAACGUGGACUCGAUGAGCACGAGCCACGUGGACAUGUACAAGAGGGCCUACUCCUCAGAAGGACCAGCGCCCUGCCGCGUCGACGAGACGCUGCUCUGCGAGCUGAGGACCCACCACACGGUGGCGACGCCGAUCAAGACGUCGUGCCGCGGCCCCCGCAGCAUGCCAGAGAUCCACGGCGUGCCAGGCUUCGCGUGGCUGCCCGUGGGCAACGCCGCUGCGCAGAUGGCUAAGCAUGCUGCUGAGGAGGCCCUUGCGCGUGCAGGGCCACUUGCCUUGAUGGACGGGCCUGCGCCCGCGGCACCUGUGCUUGCGGCGCCAGGUCCGGAACCGCCUGCGGCUGCAGGCGCCGCAGCAGCUACGGCGGCGUGUGAGCCCGCGCCUGCAGCGGGCUCAGGCGGCGCCAUCGAGAAGGGCAAGAGCGUCGACGACAUCAUCGAUGGCCUGGCGAAGCACGUCAAGAAGAAGGUCCCCGAGCUGGUGCGGCGCAAGCCAGCAGCGGCUCAGGCCAAGCCCACUCCGAAGAAGGAGACGUCGACACCCAUGAAAAAAAUUAAGAAGAAGGCGGCCAGCAGUGCGAAAUCCAAGAAGGCGGCGACCAUCGACACCAAGCAGCUCCAGAAGCACCUCAAGCAGUUCCCCUUCCCAGGCAUCCCAAAGGCCCCAAUGGAGCCCGUGAGGGCGGGCAACUACGCCAUCUACACUGACCGCACCAAGCGGGCGUGGCGCGUCAAGGAGAACAACGUCAGGACGGACAAGGCCUUCGGCUGGGGCGUGGACUGCGAGGGGUCGUGGCGCCGUGCGAUCCACUACAUCUUCGCGUGA